UGGUGAUCAAGGUCAUCAAAUCAGCCAACAUGAAGCUCACGGACCUCGCCAAGGAGAUCCAGACCCUCAAGAGCCUCAGGAACGAGCGGUUCAUCCAGCUGCAUGAGGUCCUGAGGGCCAGGCCCUGAGCCUGGCCCACCUUCUGAGCUUUGCCUGCCAGGUGGCCGAGGGCAUGGGCUACCUGGAGGAGCGGCACAUGGUGCACUGAGACCUGGCAGCCGGGAAUGUGCUAGUGGGCGAUGACCUUGCCUGCAAGGUGGCUGACUUUGGCCUGGCCUGGCUUCUCAAGAACAUCUACGCACCAAGCAGUGGCACCAAGAUCCCUGUCAAGUGGACGGCACCCGAGGCUGCCAACUACCAUGUCUACUCCCAGAAGUCAGACGUCUCUUCCUUUGGUGUUCUGCUCUUCGAGGUCUUCACCCAUGGCCAAUGUCCCUACGAAGGUUCAAGGGUGUCCAGGGAGGAGGUGCACCCUGCCAGGGGAUCCAGUCAGAGAGAGGAGGCACAUCCUGCCCUGGGGACUCAUCUGUAGGAGGAGGCACUUCCUCGGGGGAUCUAGUCUGAGGGAGGAGGUGCACCUUGACCCAGAUGCUUAUCUGAGGGAGGAGGCAUGGCUCUGCCUGGGGAGUCAACUCAAGGGAGGAAGCACGACUCUCCCUGGCAGUCAGAGGGCCUGGCCAGGGGCAGAUUGGUGAUCAAGAGGCUUACAAGCCACAUGUCCACUAUGAUCCUGGGCCUGCUCAUUGGUCCCCUGCCCAGGAAUGACCAACCAUGAGACGUUGCAGCAGAUCUCCAGAGGGCACUGGCUGCCUCGCCCAGCCACCUGCCCUGUGGAGGUGUAUGCACUCAUGCUGGAGUGCUGAAAGGGCAACCCCGAGGAGGGGCCAGCCUUUGCUGAGCUGCAGGAGAAGCUGGGUACUGGCUGCAGACGCCCCCACCAGGCCCUUACAUGACCCGGCACGGUGCACCACCACUGGGGCCCCAUCUCUCCCUUCCGGUGGCCACUCAGGAUGUUUGUUGAAACAUGUGCAGAGAUGUCCGCAGCUGGGAACCCCACUGGCCUGCACGCCCAUGGAGCCUCUGGUGUGGGCCUUAUGAGCUGACACCCACGCACGUGCAAACACCUGGACAGCUGGUGAGUGUCAUUUCGUCGGCAUGACCUGCUUCCCUGGUGUCUCAGGGAGACGAACUCAGCCAGAAGGGCCUGGUGGAGUCUGCGUCUGCCCAGGCCCAGGGAGGCACUGGGCAGGGAGUCCUGGGAUGCAGGGGCCCUUACUUUGCCCUCGAUGUGAACCUCACUGGGCACACACUGUACACACACAGGAGAGAGCACUGUCACAGUUGGCUGUGUGUGAACCUGUGCACACAUGAGCCAACACCCAAUAAAUAUUUAUUGUCCGACUCAAACAAGCAUAGACGCACACAGCAGCCCUUGGCCUCCCUUGAACCUAGGGCUGGGGUCACUGAUGGUGGCUCUCUUGGGUGGGGUGAGCAUCGGAGGGGGAGAGCCGGCCCCACGUGGCCUUGCUGCUCCCAGGGCAUCAUGGCGUUCAGCAUGGUGGGUGCAGAACUUUGCCAGGCAGAGUGGCACCUGGGGGCGUCAGCAGACCUGGUGGAGGCUGUGGGAGAGUCAGGGGUCUUAGAUGACCCCUGCCUUCCAAAAGGCUCAUGUGGCUGUGGGAACUGCCCUCUCCAUCUCCAGGGCGGCAGCAGAGAGGACAGGCAGGAUAUCAGGGUAGCCCAAGCUGGGGGCAGUCAGGGAGAGGUGGGGGGCUGCAGGCAGAGGCAGUACCAGUAGAGGGGACCCCAGCAGCCUGGCUGUGGCUCAGGGGCUGGGGGAGGGGCCAGAGGAGGCCAGGCCAGGGGGCGGGACCAGAGGGCUUGGCCUUUGGGGCUUGAGGAUGCUGUCCUCUGAGGCCACACCUCUGCUUCUGCCUUGCCCAGCAGCAGGUCCCCUGGGUGGGUUCUGGGGGGCUUCCCCAACAUGGGGCAGCAGCAGUGGGGGAUGGGACUCCUAUGGACCAGAGUCUCAGAUACUGUGAGAGUCUUAGCCUGCUUUCCGGAGGCAGCGUGAGUGAGUCAGCACAGUUGGGAGGCGAGGGACACCAAGCCGGAACCUGGGUCACCUCGUGUUCCUGAGCAUGUCAGCCUCUACAAGCUGAACAGGUUUGGUGUUCAUAGGCCUUGGGGAGGGGCCGGGACUUUUGACUCCUGAAACUUGCUUGCUUCCUGGUCUGGCUGAGACACACACGUCCCAGCUCUGAAUGUCAGAAUGAAGACAGCCAUGUGCCUCUUUUCCCCUUCUUUAAAAGUGAAGGUUCACAUGAGCAGUUUCCUGUGGGGUGGUCUCUGGGUCCUUACUUACAGACUUGGAAACCUGCUCCGGCCCUUCUCACCUUUUCUGCACUUCCUGCCCCCCUGUGGCUGUCCCCAGGAGGGGUGGGAGCUCCCUGGGAUGGACGUUGCAGGGUUAACAGGGAGGUGGGGGGCUCUGGGGAGAGUCUUGGCCCAUGCAGGACAUGUGUUGUGGUGGGGGUGGGGCAGAAAGAGACCCAGGUGGAGGGGUUUCACCCCAGCUGCUGGGCGAAAGGAAGCAGGGCUUGCUUGGGAGUGGAGGGGGUAGGGGUGAGCGGGAGGGGGGGAACAGAGGACAUGGAGGACCAGACCUUGAUUCUGCUGGGCUGGGCAGAGAGGGAGGUGGGAAGAAUGGGCGGGGAGGGGUCUCACCCAGGAGGUGGAAGCUGUAGGCACGUGCAGGCUGGGCCCUAAGAUGGGGCUCCUUUCAGGUGUGUUCUCCAUCUUGGUUGCCCCUCAUGUCCUGUCCAAGAGAGUAGUGCCCUCUUCUUUGGCCAAGAGCCUGUGCUCCCAGGACACACACUGCGCCGGCUCUCCUGCUCCGGCUUUCCAGGGGCCCAGAGUCUCCCAGUCACAUCUUCAAGGAAGCGUUCCGGGCCAGCCCACACCUGUCUGCCCUACCAACUUCGUGCAUGUCUUGUCUGCCAGCUGCCUGGCUUCGGCCUGCCCAGCCUGCUCUAGGCAAGCAGGUGCUCAGGUAGCAGGUGGGGCAGCCCUCCAGGGAACCUGUGCAGUGCUGGCACCCCUACCCGUAGACGAGAGCCCAGGCUCAGGCCAACCCUGCACCCAUUGCCCCUCUGCUUCUCUUGGGCCCCUUCCACCCUUCCAGGUUCUUCCUAUUAUCCUACCACAGCCUCACCUGCUUCCUCGGCUCAGCUUGUCACAGGCACAGGGGAAGAGGCAGCCAAGGGCAGUCCAGGCAGUGCCUCACGGUGGGGGACCACCAGAGCAGCGACAGCCCACCCCAGCGCCUCAGAGUGUGUGGAGCGCUCCAUGGUGAGAGAGGCAGCUGGGAGUGGAGGUGAACCCUUUAGGGAGAGUGGCACCAGCUGCUCUUGGCCUCUUGUGCCUUUGUCUCCUCACUGAGAUGGGGGAGGAAGUGCCUGUGGCCCCUAUCCACUUUCUCCACCCCUCUCUUCCUCCACCUCAGGCUGUCACUCACAUCAGAGUGUCAGCUGCUAACUGCAGCCACCUGCAGCAGGUCCCUCUGCAGUGCCACCCCUUACCCCUGCCCCUGGCUCAGGUCUGUCUGCAAUGGGCCCCCUCAGGUCCAGCUGAGUGGCUGAGGGCACUUCGGUGGCCACUCUGAAGGGCAUGUUUCCUGUGAAGAGAUGCCCAGAGAGAUGAUGGUGGGUAGUGCAGGCCUGGCUGCCUGCGGGCACAAGGACAGGUGGGGGCUCAGGUGGCCUCAGGGAGGCCCCCUGGGAGCCAGGGCGUGGCCAGCCUGGCUGCCUAGUCAGGAGGAAGUGGGAGGGCCUGUGGCUGGGUGGAUGACCUGUCAGGGAGUGUCACCUGCCCGCCUGCCCUGGUGCCCACAGGCACAGCGGCACUUCAGCCAGGCCAGGCAGCCCGACCUGCCGCUGUGUCUACCAUGGUGUCCCGGGGCCCAUUGUGCCUGUACGUGGGGCUCUGGGACUUCGAGGCCCGCACGGCUGAGGAGCUGAGCUUCCGGGCAGGAGACCUCUUCCACGUGGCCCGGAAGGAGGAGGAAUGGUGGUGGGCCACUCGGCUGGACUCAGCAGACAGGGGCCUGGCCCAGGGCUACGUGCCCCACAACUACUUGGCGGAGAAGGAGACGGUGGAGUCAGAGCCGUGGUUCUUCGGCCGCAUCUCUCGCUCCGAGGCCCUGCACCGGCUCCAGGCAGAUGGCAACGAGACGGGGGCCUUCCUGGUGAGAGUCAGCGAGAAGCCCGGCGCCGACUAUGUACUCUCCGUCCGUGAUAAGCAGACCGUGCGGCACUACAAGAUCUGGCUGCGUGCCGAGGGUGGCUUCCACCUGAACGAGGCCGUGUCCUUCCCCAGCCUGCAUGAGCUUGUGGACUACCAUCGUGCCCAGGACCUGUCCCACGGCCUCCGGCUCACCAAGCCCUGCUGGAAGCAUGAGCCCAAGCCGCUGCCCCACUGUGACGACUGGGAGCGUCCCAGGGAGCAGUUUACACUCUGCAGGAAGCUGGGCUCCGGUUACUUCGGGGAGGUCUUUGAAGGGCUUUGGAAAGGGCAGGUCCGAGUGGCCAUCAAGGUGAUUGCCCGAGAUGACCUGCACCAGCACACGUUCCAGGCGGAGAUCCAGGCCAUGAAGAAGCUGCGGCAUAAGCACAUCCUGGCCCUGUACGCCGUGGCAUCCGUGGGGGACCCCGUGUACAUCAUCACGGAGCUCAUGCCUAAGGGGAGCCUUCUGGAGCUGCUGCGUGACUCUGAUGAGAAAGCCCUCCCUGUCUCGGAGCUGGUGGACAUUGCAACACAGGUGGCCGAUGGCAUGUACUACCUGGAGUCAAAGAACUAUAUCCACCGGGACCUGGCAGCCAGGAACAUCCUUGUGGGGGACAACAACAUCUGCAAAGUGGGGGACUUCGGGCUGGCCAGGCUCAUCAAGGAGGACAUCUACCUGUCCCACGACCACAAUGUCCCCUACAAGUGGACGGCCCCUGAAGCACUCUCCCGAGGGCACUACUCAACCAAGUCGGAUGUCUGGUCCUUUGGGGUGCUCCUCCACGAAAUUUUCAGCAGGGGUCAGAUGCCCUAUCCAGGCAUGUCCAACCAUGAGGCCUUCCUGAGGGUGGAUGCUGGCUACCGCAUGCCCUGCCCCCCAAAGUGCCCCCCCACCAUGCACAAGCUGAUGCUGACCUGCUGGCAGCAGGACCCCGAGCAGAGGCCCUCCUUCCGAGCCCUGAGGGAGAAGCUCUUCAGUUUCGCCAGGUACGAGAAUCCGCUCUGAGUGGGCUGCACCCCUGCCUGGCCCUCCAGUGGCGGAACGGGGCUCAGGGCCUGAGUGACUCAGAGGAGGCUGCCAGGACCUGAGAUCAGAGGGCACGGCUGUCAUCUACUGAGUUUGCUGGAAAGAGCUGUAGUUAUGGGACCAGGCUGGUGGAGCUUACAGACUCUCCAUGGAUCCCCAUUUUUUUUUUUUUGGAUCCCCAUUUGUUCCAGUAUGCCUACCCUUCCCAGCCACUCCAACACCCUAGGGGGCAGGGCACCCAGAACCCUCCGGGAGCCGGUGGAACUGUCCUUGGUCCCAACCUGAAAUCUGCCAGCUGUGUCAGGACACAGCAGACCCCUCCUUUGCACAGGCUGUGGGGGCUUGGGCCCUGGCCCAGGUGGAAGGUCACCUCUCCUGUCACCACAGGCCCUGCCUGUCCUCCUGGAGUUUAGAGAGAGUUGUGUGUGUGUGUGUGUGUGUGUCGGGGGCAUGGACCACACCAGCCCCCUCUUUCGGGAACCAAGGGGCUGUGUUGUGGUGGGGUGCUGCCACCUCCUGCCACCAGGGCUUCUGUGAACCUCGUCAGGACACUUGUGGACACUGUGGGGCUCAGGCUGUCCUCAGAAGCACCUCCCAGCCCAUCCAGGGGGCUGGCAAGGUGCCUUCCUCACCAAGCCUUGGAACUGGCUGCCAGGCAUGUGGGAGCAGCCAUGGGAGCUGGGGUGAGGCCGCCCCUGCAGCACUGCACCCUGUGGCUGGACACGCCUUCCAUGGAUUCAGACGCAGCUGUUUAUAGCGAAGGUGGGAGUGUGGAGGCAAGGAACUCCCCCCUUCCUGUGCCCCUGACCUCACCCCAAGCCCCACCCCCUCAAUAAGCUGCCCUCUCUUGGGGCCCUUGGUGCCCACCAGGCCUGAUCUAGCCCCUACAGGGGGCCGUGAGGUUUGACCAGGGAGCCCAUCGUCCCCUUCCGUCCUCACUGUGGAUGCGUCGUCAUGUCUGGCCAACCAGCCAGAAGAGCAGGAGCCCUUGCUCACCUGAGCUCACAUGUGCCCACCCCAGGGCCUGCGAAUCGAGGACCUGCCACAGCUCUCUAUACACUCUGACCUUUGGUUGGGUUCUGCAGCAGGAGGCGCCACUCUGGGAAGCCCCAUGGGCCCACACCCUCCCUGCCCCUCAGCCUGCCUUGGGCGGCUGGGGCCACGGAACGGCCUGUGUCCACGGGGGCUCAAGUGUAGGUAAUACCUGCCAGAGACACCUGGGAGACAGUGGGGCCCAGCACCCAGCUGCGCACAGACAGGUCCCAUGGAGCUUACCCUGGCAGGGCUCGCCAAGGUUCUUCUGCUGAGGAGGGUCCAACGUCUCCCAGGCAGCCCCGCCCAGUGGGCACAGGGGCUGGGGGUCAAGUCACUUACAACCAGCUCCAUUCACUGCAGCGUGGAAUGGCUUCUGGGCAGAAUGCCUGCCCCCAGCAGUGAGGAUCCUGCUGGUAGGAGCUGCUUCUCCCCAGAGCUCCCAGCAAGAGAACCUGUCAGAUGGAGCCUGAGGCAGACCCUGGCUGUGCAGCCCCCAGCCUCAACCAGGAGUUAACUCUCCCAGCAUGCCUCUGGGGUAACACAGGCUCGUGGACACACAUGGCAGUUGUGGGGUGACAGGCUUGCACCUACACAAGUGCAGACAUGCAAACACACACACAGCAGGUCCUGGAGACAGGAUUGCACAUGCGCCCACACACACACACACACAGGGGAGGCCCUGGAGACAGGCGCGCGCACACACGUGCACAGCAGGCUCUAGAGACAGGGUCUUACACACACACACAGGGCAGGCCCUGGAGACAGGCGCGCGCGCGCGCGCACACACACACGGCAGGCCCUGGAGACAGGCACACACACACACACAGGGGAGGCCCUGGAGACAGGCUCUUAAACACACACACAGGGUAGGCCCUGGAGACAAGUGUGCGCAUGUGCACAGACACACAGACACACACACGGCGGGUCCUGGAGACAGGCACACACACAAAGAGCAGGCCCUGGAGACAGGCUC
Loxodonta africana (African savanna elephant) is the source of this 7319-nucleotide messenger RNA. Its product is annotated as protein-tyrosine kinase 6. Gene Ontology annotation, biological process: protein phosphorylation. Gene Ontology annotation, molecular function: protein tyrosine kinase activity; ATP binding; protein binding. Bases 3947 to 5290 code for a protein of 447 amino acids. The transcript is spliced from 11 exons. NCBI's taxonomy places the organism in Eukaryota, Metazoa, Chordata, Mammalia, Proboscidea, Elephantidae. The record is from RefSeq and is a predicted model, not a curated record.